Molecule: messenger RNA, 1183 nt
Organism: Patiria miniata (bat star)
Lineage: Eukaryota; Metazoa; Echinodermata; Asteroidea; Valvatida; Asterinidae
Product: tyrosine-protein kinase Yes-like
Exons: 8
Coding region: 65-1183 (372 amino acids)
Biological process (GO): cell surface receptor protein tyrosine kinase signaling pathway; cell differentiation; innate immune response
Cellular component (GO): extrinsic component of cytoplasmic side of plasma membrane
Molecular function (GO): signaling receptor binding; ATP binding; non-membrane spanning protein tyrosine kinase activity
Source: RefSeq, a predicted model, not a curated record
CUUUGGCCAUAUAAGUCGCAUCGAAGCUGAGAAUAAACUGCUACAGCCUGAUGUCCAUCAAGGAAUGUUCAUUGUCAGGGAUAGUGAGAGCAACCCAGGUGCUUUCUCAAUAUCGAUUCUUGACUACGACUCCGAUAGAGGCAACAAAGUGAAACACUACAGGAUCCAAAAGCGUGGCGAUGAUGAGACUGGAUCAUAUGACAUAGACGGAGGCGCCUCGUUUCCUGCAAUCGCUGAGCUUAUCAAGCAUCACCAACGUAAAGCUGACGGACUGUGCACCAAACUAACCUACCCCUGCCCUAGAGAGACUCCGAAGACUGUGGACUUGGGCGACGAUGAUUGGGAAAUCCCCAAGGAGUGCUUAACGCUGGAAAAAAAAAUUGCAGUCGGUCUGUAUGCAGACGUUUGGAAAGGUGUUUUGGAAGGAAAGACCCCAGUGGCCAUUAAGACCCCCAAGAUGGGGACUAGUCUAUCCGCCUUACUGGCAGAAGCUAAUAACAUGAAGAAGCUGCACCAUCCAAACCUCUGUCAACUGUGUGGUAUUUGUUCACUUAAGGAACCAAUCUACAUUGUUAUGGAGUGGAUGUGCAACGGCAGUCUGUUGAAUUACCUUACAAAUGGCGAAGGACGAAACCUGAAGUUGCCCAAACUUGUUGACAUUGGAGCUCGGAUCGCAUCUGGCAUGGCCUACAUGGAGUCCAUGAACUACAUGCAUCGUCGAUUGGCUGCCAGAAAUGUACUUGUUGGAGACGCCAACAUCGUCAAGGUGGCUUGUUUUGCGGAGACAAGGAUAAAUGGCUCGGGAUUAACAGAAAGAAGCAUUCCGGUCAUAGUCAGAUGGACAGCCCCCGAGGUUCUCAUUCAAAACCCUCAUAGCAUCAAAUCCGAUGUCUGGGCAUUUGGUAUUUUGCUGACAGAGUUGGUCACACAUGGACAGUGUCCUUAUUUAGGUAUGAAUAACGAGGAGGUAAUUAAGCGUCAGGUUUUGCAAGGCUAUCGCAUGCCCAAGAUGGCCAAUUGCCCAGACGCCCUGUACGAACUCAUGCUCAAGUGUUGGGACAAGGAUCCCGCUGCUAGACCCACAUUGGAGUUCCUGCAUUCCUACUUGAAAGACUACGUCUUCGCAGAAGAACCUGAACACGAAGAAAGUAGAAUAAAGACGGUGGUGUGUACAAGUACGUAG